Cynara cardunculus var. scolymus (artichoke) is the source of this 2066-nucleotide messenger RNA. Its product is annotated as GTPase HflX. Lineage: Eukaryota; Viridiplantae; Streptophyta; Magnoliopsida; Asterales; Asteraceae. The transcript is spliced from 13 exons. Gene Ontology annotation, cellular component: cytoplasm. Bases 47 to 1774 code for a protein of 575 amino acids. Gene Ontology annotation, molecular function: GTP binding; ribosome binding. The record is from RefSeq and is a predicted model, not a curated record.
AAACCUACUUAAUAAUCACUUCCAAAUUAUCCAUUAGUUUACUAUAAUGAGUGCAUGCUUUCAUUCAAUUGUGAAGCCUUUUCCUCUCUUUUCGCAAUUCGAUUCAUAUCGCUGCACUUGGAACCCUAAUUUGACAACCCAUUUUUCUAUACAAAAUUACAAUAAUAAUAUUACAAGGGAUAUAUGUCACCGUCGUUUUAAUCAGUCCAUUAGAAUUUUAGAACAUGGUAGCGGAGUUUUAUCGCCCGCCGAUGACGAUAUAGAAGUUCCCUUUGCGGGGGGAGUAUCUGAUACCGACGGCGAAGUGCCGGAUACCGACGACGGAGUGCUUCAGGGACUUGUAGAUGUGGAGGAGGAUGACACAGAAAGUGCUCUGAAGGAUCUCUCAACGAAGAGAUUUGCUAAGAAGAAAGGAAACGAUGAAGAGGAGGAUGGAGAAGAUAGUCGGUUCAAGCUGCAAAACGGCAGGGAGGUUUUUGAAGAGAAAGCCUACCUUGUAGGUGUCGCACGUAAAGAUGAUACAGAGGAGUUAUUUAGCUUUGAAGAGUCACUCAAGGAACUGGCCCAACUGGCUGAUACUGCUGGACUAAUGGUUGUUGAUUCCACAUAUCAAAAACUAGCUACUCCAAACCCAAGAACGUACAUUGGAUCUGGCAAGGUUGCGGAAAUCAAAACUGCAAUUAAUGCUUAUGGUGUGGAGACUGUAAUAUUUGAUGACGAACUCUCACCAGGACAGUUGCGUAAUUUGGAAAAAGCCUUUGGUGGAAAUGUUAGAGUGUGUGAUCGUACUGCUCUCAUCCUAGAUAUAUUUGACCAGCGAGCAGCAACACGUGAAGCUGCUCUACAGGUUGCAUUGGCACGAAUGGAGUACCAGUUGCCAAGAUUAACAAAGAUGUGGACCCAUCUUGAGCGUCAAUCAGGAGGAAAAGUCAAAGGUAUGGGAGAGAAACAAAUUGAAGUGGACAAGCGUAUUUUACGCGAUCAAAUUGGUGUUCUUAGAAAAGAAUUGGAAUCUGUUCGGAAACACAGAAAACAAUACCGAACAAGGCGUCUAGCUGUACCUGUGCCAGUUGUGUCACUGGUUGGGUACACAAAUGCUGGAAAGAGUACAUUGUUGAAUCAGUUGACAGGGGCUAAUGUUCUUGCUGAGGAUCGAUUGUUUGCAACACUUGAUCCAACCACGAGGAGGGUACAGAUGAAGAAUGGAAAGGAGUUUCUGCUUACGGAUACUGUUGGAUUCAUUCAAAAGCUACCAACAACUCUGGUUGCUGCCUUCCGAGCAACAUUAGAGGAAAUAUCAGAGUCAUCCCUUCUGGUCCAUGUGAUAGAUAUAAGCCACCCACUGGCCGAGCAGCAGAUUGAUGCAGUAGAAAAGGUUCUUUCGGAACUAGAUGCUUCAUCAAUUCCCAAGUUGAUGGUGUGGAACAAGGUCGAUAAGGCUAAGAAUCCUGAAGAAUUGAAGUUAAAAGCCAAGAAUGUCGAAGAUACUAUUUGCAUAUCUGCUCUAAACGGUAGCGGUUUGGAUGAAUUCUGUAAUGCAGUACAGGAGAAACUAAAGGAUACUAUGGUAUGGGUAGAAGCUUUAGUUCCUUUUCACAAAGGAGAACUACUCAGCACCAUCCAUCAAGUUGGGAUGGUGGAACGAACUGAAUACACUGAGAACGGAACACUGGUGAGAGCAUACGUGCCUCUCCGUUUUGCACGGCUUCUAACCCCAAUGAGGCAAACAUGUGUAUCACAAUCUCCAACUCCAACUUCUUCGGAGGAAGAGUAAACCACUCAAAAGCAAUGCCAUUUCAUGCAAUCAUCAUCUCCGUAAAUACGUUAGCUUCACAUCGUCAUAUAAAGCAACAGUUUCUCUUGGUAACGACUCUCUGCUCUUACUCGACUUUUCAAAAUCAUAUAGUGCUUCUCUAGCCUUCAUUCUGUUAUGUAUAGCUACAGUGAUGUGAUUCUUGAGGAAAGUACAAAUAGAAGCAUACUUCUUUCAGAAAACUUGUGUAAUCUGUAGGUUUAUAGGAUUUUUGACCAUGAUUAAAUUGAAGGUUAGAAAGCAUGUUGGGGGU